AUGGAGGAGGAGCUGGCAGCCAGCAGCUUUCGACUGACCCACCUCUCAGAGAUGGCCUGCCAGUCCUCCCUGAAGCAGGACCUGUCCAGCCCACUGCAGUCACACUCCUUCCUCCUUGCCUCCCAAGCGAUGCCAACAGCUGCCGAACUGACCAUCACGCCAAUUCCAUCUCAGCCAUUGGAAGGAGACAACGUUACCCUGUUGGUUCAGGGCUUGCUUGAGGGUGAGAUCCUGUCCUUCAACUGGUUUAGAGGAAGUGGCACAGAGCUGUCCCAGCAGAUCAUAACCUUCCGGGUGCUCUCAGGGGGCAUCACACUCGGCGCUGCCCACACGGGCAGGGAGACGGUGAGCCCAGAUGGGUCCUUGCACAUCACUGGGCUCAACCUCACCGACACCAGCCCCUACACCCUGCGGAAGAUUAUGAUGGACAUGAACCAACCGACAUGGAAUGUCUACUUGUCUGUGUUUGAGAAACUCGCUCCGCCCACCAUCAUGGCCUCUGUGUUGGCCCCCCUGGAGUCGCAGGACUCGGUGACCCUGAGCUGCCAGUCCCCAAGCAAGGAUGCCAUCUUCCAGUGGUACAUCGACAAGGAGCCGGCGGUGGGCAGUGGGCGGCUGGAGCUGUCCCCAGACCAGCGGAGCCUAACCAUCCACCAGGUGUCCCGGAGAGACAUGGGGCCUUACCAGUGUGAGGCCAAGAACCCCGCCGUCACCAGCCUCAGUGAGCCCCUGCUCCUAGAUGUCAUCUAUGGUCCCGACAUCCCCUUGAUCAAUCCCAUGGAUUCCACCUUUGUGGUCGGCUCCAAUCUCACCCUCUCCUGCUUUGCCGACUCCAACCCGCCUGCUGAGUACACGUGGACGGUGGCCGGGAGUCUAGCGGUGGCCGGGCAGCUCCUCUCCAUCCCACAUGUCUCGCUGAAUAGCUCAGGGUUGUACCGCUGCCAGGCCACCAAUGCGGACACGGGCAUGCAGAGCACAGCCCAGUUGGAAGUCCGUAUCAAAGAAGCCCCAGAUAAGAACAAUCAGGGCUCUGGCGUCUAUGGACCCUCCAUCCCUGGAGGGGGCAUCGCUGGCAUUGUGUUCGGAGUAUUGAUUGGCAUGGUUCUGACAGCCACCGUGGGCUACUUCCUGGGCUUCCUGAGAGACCAGAUCAGGGCAGCUGUGUUGUCUCACCUGAGAAGGCUGUCCAACAUCAGUCCUUCUGCGCUGGGCUGCGUGAACCUGACAAAAAUUAACCCAGAGGCCAGGUUGGUGCCAACAGCCCUGUGA
Molecule: messenger RNA, 1269 nt
Organism: Tupaia belangeri chinensis (Chinese tree shrew)
Lineage: Eukaryota; Metazoa; Chordata; Mammalia; Scandentia; Tupaiidae
Product: carcinoembryonic antigen-related cell adhesion molecule 8-like
Exons: 7
Coding region: 1-1269 (422 amino acids)
Source: RefSeq, a predicted model, not a curated record